GUCAGGGCAGCAGUAGUUUGUCCUCGAGCUGCAUGAGCUCGGACUGCUGGAGAUAUCUGCGAAGAGGAGGAGCUGUCAAAGUUUGAGUUUCCCAGAGAAGGAAUGGUAUUUUUCUUAACGAGAAAAAACUAAACAUUUUAAGUUUUGAAGAGGAAUAUCGCGUGUCCUUGGCAUGGAAUGACACCUCCUCAUCGGGAGCUUCAAAAACACGAUGGCAACGAGUUUUCCGAAGUGGAUCAGUCUCACCUCUCUUCUCUGCUUGGGCUGCUGUGUUCUGUCGGAAAAGAAAGUAUGCCAAGGCAUCACUAACCGUUUAAACCUUCUGGGUUCCAAAGAGGACCACUACCUGAACAUGGUGAAGACCUAUAGCAACUGCACUGUGGUCCUGGAGAACCUGGAGGUCACCUACAUGGAGGAGCACAGUGACCUGUCCUUCCUCAGGUCUAUUGAAGAAGUAGGCGGCUAUGUCCUGAUCGCCCUCAAUACAGCGUCCAGGAUUCCUCUGGAGAACCUGCGCAUCAUUCGAGGUCAUUCGCUCUAUGAGGGAGCGUUCGCCCUUGCUGUGCUUGCCAAUUAUGACAAAGCUACAGGUCAGGGCUCCAGUGAGCUUCUUCUGACCAGCCUGACAGAAAUUCUUAAAGGAGGUGUAAAGUUUGGGACCAGCCUUCUAUGCAAUGUGGAAACAAUACAGUGGUAUGAUAUUGUCAACGCGGACAGCAAACCCAACAUGGAGCUCCCAGUGGCCAGCAAAAAUCCACUUUGUAAAAGAUGUGACUCAAGCUGCUUCAAUGGUUCAUGCUGGGCACCUGGUCCUCAAAACUGUCAGACCUUAACAAAGCUGAACUGUGCACAGCAGUGCUCUAAGAGAUGCAAAGGACCUUCACCCAGCGACUGUUGUAAUGAGCAUUGUGCUGCGGGCUGCACAGGACCACGGCCCACCGACUGUCUGGCCUGUCGGGACUUCCAGGACGACGGGGUGUGUAAGGACUCCUGCCCGGGACUCAUGCGCUACGACCCCAACCUGCACCAGCUGGUACCCAACCCACAUGGAAAGUACAACUUCGGGGCCACCUGUGUCGAGAGCUGCCCACAUAAUUAUGUUGUGACUGAUCAUGGAGCGUGUGUGCGGACAUGCAGUGGUGACACAUACGAGGUGGACGAGGGAGGAAUCAGGAAGUGUGCCAACUGUGACGGACUGUGCCCAAAAGUGUGUAAUGGACUUGGAACAGGAAACCUGACUCACACCCUGUCUAUCAAUGCGACCAACAUUGACUCCUUUAAAAACUGCACUAAAAUCAAUGGCAACAUUGCAAUCAUCCACACAUCGAUUCAUGGGGAUAAGUAUACCAAAACACCAAAGAUGGAACCUGCCCAGCUUGAUGUGUUUAAGACAGUUAAAGAAAUUACUGGAUACUUGUGGAUUGAAACAUGGCCAGAGAGCUUGAGCUCACUCAGUCCUUUUAAGAAUCUGGAGAUCAUUCGAGGACGAACUAAACGUGGUAGCCGCAGUGUGGUUAUGGCUCAGCUCAAUAUCCACUACCUGGGCCUUCGCUCCCUCAAAGAAAUCAGCGAUGGAGACGUGGUCAUCUUUAAGAACCAGAAUCUGUGCUACACCAAAAAAAGUCACUGGGAGAGGCUCUUCAAAUCAAAAAGCCAAACUGCUACCAUAGAGGAAAAUGCUGAUGCCGCCACAUGUGCUCAAAGGAACAACACUUGUGACAGGAAGUGCACCGCGGACGGCUGCUGGGGCCCCGGCCCGGACAUGUGUUUCACCUGCCGUGACUACAGCCGUAACGAGAGCUGUGUCAACUCAUGCAACAUCCUGGAGGGAGAGCCGCGGGAGGUCGUCGUGAAUAAAACCUGCAUGGCGUGUCACCCCGAGUGUCAGCGGAUGAAUGGGACUGCAACCUGCAGCGCACCUGGUUCUGGAAACUGUUCGAAGUGUGCCAACUUCCAAGAUGGACUGUUCUGUGUGUCUCGAUGUCCCCAAGGCGUGCCAGGGGAGGAAGAAACGCUUGUGUGGAAAUACGCAGAUGAGAUGAAAGUGUGCCAGCUAUGCCACAAAAACUGCACUCAAGGGUGCAUUGCGCCUGGUCUCGAAGGCUGCCAGGGUAAAAGCUCCCACCUGUCUUUCAGCCCUUCUGGUCUUUCCAUGAUUGCGGCUGGUGUAGUCGGUGGUCUGCUGGCUGUUCUUAUUGUGGGCCUGUCUGUCUUUGUGUUGCUACGCCGACGCCACAUCAAGAGGAAGAGAACCAUGCGCAGACUUCUCCAAGAGAGAGAGUUGGUCGAACCUCUGACUCCAAGUGGAGAGGCACCAAACCAGGCUCUGCUGCGGAUCCUGAAGGAACCUGAAUUUAAGAAAAUCAAAGUGCUGGGAUCAGGAGCUUUUGGUACAGUUUACAAGGGCCUGUGGGUUCCAGAGGGAGAGGAUGUGAAGAUCCCAGUGGCCAUCAAGGUUUUGAGAGAGGCCACAUCACCAAAAGCAAACAAAGAGAUCUUGGAUGAGGCUUAUGUGAUGGCCAGUGUGGAACACCCCCAUGUGUGUCGUCUGCUUGGCAUCUGCCUGACUUCCACAGUGCAGCUCGUCACCCAGCUGAUGCCCUACGGCUGCCUGCUGGACUAUGUCAAAGAGAACAAGGAUAAUAUCGGCUCCCAGUACCUGCUCAACUGGUGUGUGCAGAUAGCCAAGGGUAUGAACUACCUGGAGGAGCGCCACUUAGUACACCGUGACUUGGCAGCAAGAAAUGUCCUGGUGAAGACUCCUCAACAUAUCAAGAUCACUGACUUUGGUCUGGCCAAACUCCUCAACGCAGAUGAGAAAGAGUACCAUGCAGAUGGCGGAAAGGUACCAAUAAAAUGGAUGGCUCUUGAAUCUAUCCUGAACAGAACAUACACACACCAGAGUGAUGUAUGGAGUUAUGGUGUAACAGUUUGGGAGCUGAUGACAUUUGGGACCAAACCGUAUGAUGGGAUUCCAGCCAGUGAAAUAGCUGGGGUCCUGGAGAAAGGGGAGCGACUGCCUCAACCACCAAUCUGUACUAUAGAUGUCUACAUGAUCAUGGUGAAAUGUUGGAUGAUUGAUGCGGAUAGCCGACCUCGUUUCCGGGAGCUAAUAGCUGAGUUUACAAAGAUGGCUCGGGAUCCUCCUCGUUAUCUGGUCAUUCAGGGUGAUGAUCGCAUGCACCUGCCUAGUCCUGCAGACACUAGAUUGUACCGCAGCCUGAUCAGCGGGGAGGACAUGGAGGACGCUGUCGAUGCAGACGAGUACCUGGUGCCACAACAUGGCUUCUUCAGCAGCCCGAGCACCUCCCACACCCCGCUGCUUCACUCCACAAGCCUCAACAGCAGCGUUGGAACGUGCCACAGCAGAAAUGGCUUAUUGAAUGGAUUCCCGAGCAGAGAUGGAAGCCUGGUUCUCCGGUAUAUUCCUGACCCCACAGGCAAACUUUUAGACGAGGCCUUCCAGCCAGCUCAAGACUACAUGAACCAGAACGGAGUCUCAGAUGUGAUGAAUCCCAUCUACCAGCACCCUGGUCCACCUCGCACCAUCCUUCCCACCAUCUCUUCAGACGACACAGAGACAGAGUACCUGAACUGCUUUAAAAACGGGGCCAAUGGACCCGAGUAUCUUAACGAGAUCCCGUCCCCCGCCAUCCUCCCGCUCACCUCCAAUGGCACAGUCCACAGCAUUCAGAAAUACCAGCCCCAGAAUAGCAUAGACAACCCUGAUUACCAACAGGAUUUCACUCCCACCUUCAAGACCCACGCCAAUGGACACAUCCCAGCGGCGGAGAACGCAGAGUACCUGGGCCCAGACUGAAGACUUAGUGGAUACAGACAAGAAAUAAGAGACUGUUUCCUGUUCCAUUCAGAAAGGGCAUUGCUAUCUUAUCUGGGUAAACAUAGCUAAGUGGUACCAUCAGUUAUCAUAUAUGUUGUAUCCUGUCUUACGGAGUCAGGUGACUUUGUGCAGCUUCCUGUGUUGUUUGCAUGCAGUCAUACAAAACCCCUCUCAUUCCAAAGAGUUUUUUCUUACCACUAGACUACAAAUGACUCUUUCUUGAUGAAAGCUGGACGGAAGCUGACUCAUACAUGACUCAGUUGACUUGAGAGUUGUCGGACCAGAUACAUAUAUGUUGUAACCCCUGUCACAAAGUGAAAGUCUCUUCUGAAAAUCUCAGAAGUGAAAAUCUCUCUAAACGUUGUGGACAAAAGGCUGUUAUGUGAUCCAAAGGUGUCAGUGGAGGACUGCUAUUAAAAAGGAUGUCAACGCCUUCAUUUUUUUAGGAGGCAGAAGCUCUAUUGCGAAGAACAGAAACUGGCAGCUCAACCCAAAACACAACCUAAGGUACACGUGUUGUAGAAUCACAAGUUAGAUACACAAUCAUUCAUUCAGUCAGUCAGCAGUAUUGAUAUGUUGAAAUUUAAACACACAGUGCUGCUUUCACUUGACGCUGAUGUGAAACCUCAGAUCAUUUCUCUGUGGUGAAGUCAAGCUGAUUAAAGGGAGUUUUUAAGAGUAAAAUGCUGACUAGACUGUUGGGGUCCUCAGAGGCCUGAUGACCCUCAUACUGAACGAUGAGUCAAUGAGGAAACAAAAUGUUGCAAUUUAUAGAAUGUAUGCCAGUUUAAAGGGGAAUACUGUUGAAUUGUAACGUUUAAAUAUGUUACCUUUAUGCUCUGAGACAGUUCUGUAUGUAUUACAGAGAGUAGAGUUUCCUGUGUCCCCUCACACUGACUAUGUAAAGAAUGUAACGGUAAAUAUAGCAAAUGUGAUUGUGGUCAUAUUCACACUGCUGUGUUUUGCAGUUCAAAACCUGCAGCGCUCUCGCAGCAUGAAGCAUAGUUGUGUACAAACCCACAAAGUUAGCUAAAUUCUGAGCUUUAUAUCAGUAUGGGACAUUAGUUUGUGUACCCAGGAAGCUUUUUAUGGCCCUUUUACUGAUGACUUCCCACAGAUGAUAACUUUUGUAACACUCACAGUGCACUCUCAGCUUAUCAAAUUUGAUGAUCAACAGAUUGACACGAAUGCAAAAAACUUUACCAGGAAAACUAUAUAGCUUCAAAAUAAUAGUGUUCACUAUUUUUAUGUUUGUUUGUUUUUUCCAAUAGUUUGAAAAAUGCCAGGUGAACUGUCCUGGGUCAUGUUUUAUUUGAAUGGCUCUACGUCAAGUCAGAAACUAAGAAUGUUUCAGAUGUUCGUGGUUUAAUGUAUCUGUAUUAUUACCUGGAGAAUUUAUCUUCUCUGAAUAUUUUUUUUUAACAAAAGUGUAGACUUGUUUCACACAGGGUGGUGACACCACAUCUAUGAAUCUGCUCCUAGCUUUAAAGUCUUGUAGUCUUGCAAGAGCAUUAACAUUGCAAAUGUUAUUCCUAGUUUUAAAGGAAUAAACUAUUGUAGCAACCUGUGAGCCUACUUUUGCAGAUUUUACACAGGUACAUGUACAGAAAACAGUGAGUAUGCUGUAAUAUACCCAAAAAUAGUCAACUAUAAUUUAUACUCAGUACACUGUUUUGUCACAGUCACAUCAUACGUGAAUACGCACUUAUUCCUGAAUUGUGAUUAUUUCAUUCAAAAGUGAACAUGAAUAAAUCUUUUUUUCUAUGCAAA
This is a messenger RNA of Siniperca chuatsi (mandarin fish), 5611 nucleotides long. It is a transcript of the gene egfra, whose product is annotated as epidermal growth factor receptor a (erythroblastic leukemia viral (v-erb-b) oncogene homolog, avian). Lineage: Eukaryota; Metazoa; Chordata; Actinopteri; Centrarchiformes; Sinipercidae. Gene Ontology annotation, cellular component: basal plasma membrane; signaling receptor complex. The record is from RefSeq and is a predicted model, not a curated record. Bases 212 to 3820 code for a protein of 1202 amino acids. Gene Ontology annotation, molecular function: ATP binding; epidermal growth factor receptor activity; epidermal growth factor binding. The transcript is spliced from 28 exons. Gene Ontology annotation, biological process: negative regulation of apoptotic process; cell surface receptor protein tyrosine kinase signaling pathway; positive regulation of kinase activity.